Molecule: messenger RNA, 4602 nt
Organism: Ailuropoda melanoleuca (giant panda)
Lineage: Eukaryota; Metazoa; Chordata; Mammalia; Carnivora; Ursidae
Gene: ZNF711
Product: ZFX family zinc finger ZNF711
Exons: 12
Coding region: 570-3089 (839 amino acids)
Biological process (GO): regulation of DNA-templated transcription
Cellular component (GO): nucleus
Molecular function (GO): RNA polymerase II cis-regulatory region sequence-specific DNA binding; metal ion binding; DNA-binding transcription factor activity, RNA polymerase II-specific
Source: RefSeq, a predicted model, not a curated record
CCCAGACGCAGAGUAGCUUGUGAUUGGUCCGGGCUGCGGAACCUCGGAAACCCGAAUGCGAGGACCGUACAGAUCCACAGCUGCCGACCCCCGCAGAAAUCUGGAGCGCGGUCAGAAUCCAACUGGCGGCGGCGGAGGCAGCAGUGGCCUCAGGUAAAGAUAACGUUUUCCCAAAGAAAAUAACAUAGGCCAGAAGGAAAAAUAAUAAAAACAAAUUGCUGCAGAUUUUACUUUACAAUAUGUAAGAAAAUCUACAAUUUCUUCAAGACAGUCAUAUUAAGGAAGCAGUCAUGUUUCAUGAGUCCUCAAAACUAUGAGACAAGAGAAUGUAGUAGAGUGAGGCCAGAAGUCCUUACUGGCUCAAAGAACUCCAGGGAAACUGGGAUAGAACAUUGUACAUUAUAAGUAGAACCCCGGGAGCCAGAGGUGAAACACAAGUUUAUCUGCAGAGCUCCGCUGCAGGGCUGAGCUGGGUCUGGAAGAAAUGGAUGAGAGCCACUGGAUGAAAUUCACUAAUACUAGACACCUGAGUCCUCUAGUAAUAGAUUUGUGAAUGAGCUUUGCUAAAUAUGGAUUCAGGUGGUGGAAGUCUUGGAUUGCACACAUCAGACUGUAGAAUGGCCCAUACCAUGAUUAUGCAGGAUUUUGUGGCUGGAAUGGCUGGUACUGCACAUAUCGAUGGAGACCAUAUUGUUGUUUCAGUUCCUGAGGCUGUAUUAGUUUCUGAUGUUGUCACAGAUGAUGGGAUAACCCUUGAUCAUGGCCUUGCAGCUGAAGUUGUCCAUGGGCCUGAUAUCAUCACUGAGACUGAUGUAGUAACCGAAGGUGUAAUUGUUCCUGAAGCUGUACUUGAAGCUGAUGUUGCUAUUGAAGAAGACUUAGAGGAAGAUGAUAGUGAUCAUAUCUUGACUUCUGAGCUAAUAACAGAAACCGUUAGAGUACCUGAGCAGGUUUUUGUGGCUGACCUUGUUACUGGUCCUGAUGGACACUUAGAACAUGUGGUCCAAGAUUGUGUUUCAGGAGUUGACUCUCCCACAAUGGUGUCAGAGGAGGUUCUUGUCACUAAUUCAGACACAGAAACUGUGAUUCAAGGAGCUGGUGGUGUUCCUGGUUCUUCAGUUACUAUUAAAACCGAAGAUGAUGAUGAUGAUGAUGAUGAUGAUGAUGAUGAUGUCAAGAGCACUUCUGAAGACUACUUAAUGAUAUCUUUGGAUGAUGUUGGGGAAAAAUUAGAGCAUAUGGGGAACACACCAUUAAAAAUCGGCAGUGAUGGUUCACAGGAAGAUGUUAAAGAAGAUGCAUUUGGUUCAGAAGUAAUAAAAGUGUAUAUAUUUAAAGCUGAGGCCGAAGAUGAUGUUGAAAUAGGUGGAACAGAAAUUGUGACAGAGAGUGAGUACACCAAUGGACAUUCUGUAGCCGGAGUGCUUGACCAGAGCCGAAUGCAGCGGGAGAAGAUGGUUUACAUGGCAGUUAAAGAUUCUUCUCAAGAAGAAGAUGAUAUUAGUUGCGCUGAAAUAGCAGAUGAAGUUUACAUGGAAGUCAUUGUAGGGGAAGAGGAAGGAACUUCUCUCCCUGAGACUCAGCUUGAGGACUCUGAUGUUAAUAAAACAAUUGUCCCUGUUGUCUGGGCUGCGGCAUAUGUGCGUGAAAUUAUGUCUAAUCUGUGGGAGUGGAAGAACUCAACAAAAAAAAAAUUUAAUCCAAGGAACAGUGGUCAAAGAGAUGAAAGAAGAAUUUCCCGGAGAUAUGAAGAUUGUCAAACAUCAGGAAAUACCUUGGACUCAACUUUAGAAAGCAGAAGUAGUACAACAGCACAAUACCUUCAAAUUUGUGAUAGCAUUAAUACAAAUAAAGUACUUAAGCAAAAAGCCAAGAAGAGGAGAAGGGGAGAAACCAGGCAGUGGCAAACAGCUGUUAUAAUAGGCCCUGAUGGACAGCCCCUGACAGUAUACCCUUGCCAUAUUUGCACAAAAAAGUUUAAAUCCAGGGGAUUCUUGAAAAGACACAUGAAGAAUCAUCCUGAUCAUUUAAUGAGAAAAAAAUACCAGUGUACAGAUUGUGACUUUACGACUAACAAGAAAGUGAGUUUCCAUAACCACUUGGAAAGCCAUAAGCUUAUAAACAAAGUUGACAAAACCCAUGAAUUUACAGAAUACACACGAAGAUACAGAGAGGCUAGUCCACUGAGUUCAAAUAAACUUAUCUUAAGAGACAAGGAACCGAAGAUGCACAAGUGCAAGUACUGUGACUAUGAAACUGCAGAACAAGGACUGUUAAACAGACAUUUACUGGCUGUUCACAGCAAGAAUUUUCCUCAUGUGUGUGUUGAGUGUGGGAAGGGCUUUCGACAUCCUUCUGAACUCAAGAAACAUAUGAGAACCCAUACUGGUGAGAAGCCAUAUCAGUGUCAGUAUUGUGUCUUCAGGUGUGCAGAUCAGUCAAAUCUGAAAACUCACAUUAAAUCUAAGCAUGGUAGCAAUUUACCAUAUAAAUGUGAGCAUUGUCCUCAAGCAUUUGGCGAUGAGAGGGAGCUUCAGCGCCAUCUGGAUUUGUUUCAAGGACAUAAGACACACCAGUGUCCUCAUUGUGACCAUAAGAGCACCAACUCAAGUGACCUUAAGCGGCACAUCAUAUCUGUCCAUACUAAGGAUUUUCCUCACAAAUGUGAGGUCUGUGAAAAAGGUUUCCAUCGUCCUUCUGAGCUCAAAAAGCAUAGUGAUAUCCAUAAGGGUAGGAAGAUUCAUCAGUGUAGGCACUGUGACUUUAAAACAUCAGAUCCAUUUAUUCUUAGUGGUCAUAUCCUUUCAGUUCAUACUAAGGAUCAGUCAUUGAAGUGUAAAAGGUGCAAGAGAGGGUUCAGACAACAAAAUGAGCUCAAAAAACAUAUGAAGACCCAUACUGGAAGGAAGAUUUACCAAUGCGAGUAUUGUGAAUAUAGCACUACAGAUGCAUCUGGCUUUAAACGACAUGUGAUAUCAAUACAUACAAAAGACUACCCACACAGGUGUGAAUUCUGCAAGAAGGGAUUCCGAAGACCAUCAGAAAAAAAUCAGCAUAUUAUGAGGCACCACAAGGAGGCUCUUAUGUAAUAAGAUCAAUAUAAAGAAAGAAGCUAUUUCGAAAAUAUGAUAUGCUACAUGGGAGGAAAAUUUCAUGAACUGUUUCAUCUAGUUCCAAAGCUUGAUAGUAAAUCAUAACUUUACAUUCUUUGUAUUAGAGAUCUUGAAAUAUUUGAAUUGACAGGGGAUCUCAUAGCCCUUUGAAAAUUACUUAAAGAAUUUAAGAAGCACCAUAGAAUGGUUGCAGAAAAACUCUUAAGUGUCUAUUUAAUAGUAUUAUAUGUAUAAUUAAAUUACAGAAGGGAAAAGCAAAGACAAUGACUUUAUUUGACUGAUCAUACUAGAGAUAAAUGUUUCUGAAAAGAUCAUAUGUAAUUGGGUUUAGCAAUGUUUUGCUGUGGCAAGCAAGUAUCACUUUUAUGUGAUUUUUGAAAUGAGGUGGGGCAAUAAAAUGCAGUCAUCCAUCAGUCACUUAGUCAUUGAGCCUUUUUUAUGGUAACUGAAAAUUGAAUUCCAGAAAUGGCAAAAGUUUUGUGUAUUCAUUAAAAGAAAUCUCACUGGAAAACAGCUUAUAUUAAUUCAAUACUAUUAAAAAGAAUUUCAGAGCUGCUAAGAUUUUAUCACAGGAUAGGAUGUUUAAAAUACGGCAUUUUUUGCUGAAGUCUAAAGUGAAGUCUACGAUUAAAGUUCCCUUUUUUCUGAUUGUUAAGUUGAUUUUUCAGUAUGGCAUAUAUGAUAAAAAUAUAUUUGAGUCAAAUGUGGCUUUUUAAAACAGAUGCAGCAGUAGUGUUGCAAAUAAAGCUAGCACUAUAUUUCUUAAUGAUCUUAAGAUUAAAUGGAGAGAACACAGUUUUCUUAAAAACAAUGUUUAGAAGUUUCUUUUUAGGGCAGUCUCAGCAAGUAGGAUUGUUUUAGUCUUACUUGCUCUAAUGUUUAAAGGUGCAAUUUUAUGCCAUUGAAAAUUUUGAUUUUUAAAAUCUAUAUACCAUAUUAUUAACAUGCAUUUUCAAUGUGAGGCAGCAUAUAUGCAGUAUUUAACAAAACACUGUGUUGCCAAUAGAGUUUGGAGGUGGAUAUUCAGUUUACAGUGUAUAAAUUUAAAAUAUGCAUCCUUUUAACAACGCUUUGUGUUAGCAUGCUGCAAAUCAAAAUGGCGCUUAAUAUAAAAAGCUGGUUUAGGGAAAUUUAAUGAAAAUCCUGUUCAUAAAUGUAAUGCAUAUGAUGUGUAUUUUUAAGUUAUAGUUGCUUCAUGUUUACACUCAGCUGUUCAACAUAAUUAAAAUGUAAUUUUACUUUAUGCUAUAUUGUGGCUUUGUGUUUGAAAUAAUGUUCACCUUUCUGUUUUUGCACCAGAUAAGAAUCUGUUCCGUGAGAAUAAAUUUUUUAUCUUUCUUAACUUCAGAAUAUUAAAUUUGGAAAAUUUAAAAUAGUGUGUUAUGUGGCUGUAAAUGAUGUACACGCUGUAAAAUAAGAUUGUCGUUGUUAUGUGGGAAUAUUAUUUCUAAAUGUUACUCAUUGAAAUGAGCAUACAAUAAAAAGCAUU